Messenger RNA from Phasianus colchicus (ring-necked pheasant), 4155 nucleotides. RefSeq names its product interleukin 12A (gene IL12A). Gene Ontology annotation, biological process: immune response. Gene Ontology annotation, molecular function: growth factor activity; interleukin-12 receptor binding. Lineage: Eukaryota; Metazoa; Chordata; Aves; Galliformes; Phasianidae. The record is from RefSeq and is a predicted model, not a curated record. Gene Ontology annotation, cellular component: extracellular region.
ACAACCCCUCUGUUCCAGCUGAGGACAUGCCCACACACAGCACAGGAUCCACACAGGGUUCUGGAAUUCAGUUUGUAGGAAGGGAGAGAGCAAGCCAGCCUGGCCACCGAGUGUCAGUGCCACUGCCACCCACUGUUACUGCGACCACCAAGGAAGAGCUCCAUCCAGUUGCCUUAACUGCAACCCCAUUGCAGUGCUACAGACCCAGAAUGGCAAUAGUAGAACUGCAUAAGUGCACAGAGGAGAUAGCCCUGCACUGCUUUAAUAGCACAAGUGUCAUCCCACCUCUAUAAUCCUUCCUCUGCCUGAUGAGAUCAGCAUCUGAGACUAAGACAUACUACGUAAUAAAAAGCACACGGGCUUUCCUGUUUCAAAGAACUUGCUUUCAUUUUUUGAUGCAGCUGAUACAGGAAUAUCCUCACUGCUAGACCCUAAUGCCUUGUGCCCUGCUAUGAGCCAAACCUAAAGGAAACAUUCCCCGUGUUCCCAGCAGGGUGCAGUCAGUUGCAGGAGGGCAGGGAGCACAGAAAAUGGGACAAAUGAGGCUAUCCAUAAAACCAUCAUUUGGAGCAACACAUCUGGUCAGGCACUGGGACAGCUGCCCAGGGAGCAGAGGGGUCACCAUCCCUGGAGAUGCUCAGAAAUGUGGGGAUGUGGCACCUGGAGACGUGGUUAUGGACAUGGUGGGGUGGAGGGUUGGGAAGCUGAGAGGUCUUUUCCAGCCUUAAUGGUUAUAAAGGUAAAAAAGCUCAGCCUUCAGUUCCAGGCACAGCAAUGGAAAACACAGUCAAACUAGAAAGUCAUACGGCAGUGUUCUAGCAAAGCAUCUUCUGACACAUCACCACCUUCUUAGGGGAAAUAAGAUGUUCAUUAAAAUAAAAUGAAUCUGAAAAUUCAAUAUAAAGAAAGCCCUUGAUUCAUCCUGCUGCUUUCUAAGUGCACAGGAAAACUCCCACUGACUUCAUGGAAAGUUCUCCAGGGCCCCUUGGCACGGCAGGGUGGGCGGCCGUCACAUUCAGCAUGAGCUAAUGGUGAAUCCUUGGUGCCCCAAGCCCACCAAAGGCAGAGCUUCCAGGUGGCUUAGUAUGCACUGCUAUCAACAGCAUCUCAUCGUUAUCACAUUAAAGAUUGGAAAUGGAAAGCUUAUUUAUGUGUCAGACACAUGCUUCAAACACCCCAGUUCUCCCUUUAAAGCCAUCCCCCUUUUCUAUAGUUAUCAGACAGCAUAAAAAGUCUCUCCCCAUCUUUUUUUACAUUCCCUUUAAGCACUGGCAGAGGCUCCCUUUAAGUUCUGAAGGAAGGGCAGCCCCACCCCGUCCUGUCCCCACACUGCCCCAAUGCCAGGACCCCGCGGGAUUCCCAGCUCUCAGCUCCCCGAGACACCAAUACAAAGAAAAAGGGGAACUCCUGCUCCUCCGCCAACAUAAAAGCAGCGCAGCCCCUACAGCAGCCACCAAUCCCACAUCAGUUUCAUCAGGCAGAGGCAUGGCAGAGCACAGCAUCAGGAGCAGAGCAGCAUGGCUGGGGGUCAGGCACUGGGUGCUGCCGGCUGUGCUCUGCCUCCUGCUGCCAUCCACGUGGGCACUGCCACCUCCUGCCCACAGCCUGGCCAAGGGACUCAACUGCUCCAGGACACUGCUGGCCGCUGCCAACGAGGCACUCCUGCAAGUGCAGAAACAGGGAGUGCUGGGAUUUGAAUGCACCCUUGAAGAAGUUGAUCUUGAAGAUGUCACCAACAGCCAAAUCAACACAAUAAAAUCCUGCACAACUGAGGAUCUGGGGGCUGGAAACUGUCCAGUACUGGAAAGUUCUACUUUAGCUAUGAGCAAAUGCCUGCAGGGGAUCUAUGAAGAUCUGAAAACCUACAGGGCAGAGCUGUGGAACCUCAAGGAUCUGAGGGUGCUGACAUCCAUUAAUGACAUGAUGCAAGUCCUGCAGCCCCGCAGCCCAGCCGUGCCGCAGCCCUCGCCCAGCACCAUCCUUGGCUCCUUCCAGGGCCGCAUGCGGCUCUGCGGGGUCCUGCACGCCUUCUGCCUGCGUGCCGUCACCAUCAGCAGGAUGCUGGGCUACCUGAGUGCCCUCACUGCAGAGACAUAAGAAGAAAAUGCAACAGCACGGCCGUCCUGCUGUACAGUUACUUAUAAACCAUGUUCUGCUGUCAGUGCCUUUGAAGCUAGCGCAUCCAAGUUCUAAACCUGGGGACAAUAAGCUGGAUUGUAUGAGAACGUUCUCAGAUCGCCGAAUGCUCAGCUGUUAUAGUGUUUUAUUUAUUCAAUUGUAAGUUCCUGAAAUGGAUAUUUAUGAUAAUCCUGGUUUAUUUAUGAUGAUGCUCCUUAUUUAUUCUAUUUAUUGCCUAAUAAAAUUGAAGUUCACAUAAAAGCUGCAGUGACCUUUUUUUUGUUGUUCCUUGAGAUAUCACACACUUCAAGGAACACAAUGUAUUCCAUCCUAUUAAUAGGACAGAAUCACAUUGAUCAGACUUCUAAUGUAUUUUGUAUUCACAGAAUCAUUAUGGUUGGAAAAGAGCUCUCAGAUCCCCAGUGCAACCCCAGCCCACCCCACCAUGUCCACAUCCCUCAGUUCUGCCACAUGCCACAUCCCCACGGUUCUGAACACCCCCAGGAAAAGUGCUUGACCACUCUUCGGAGAAGAAACAUUUCCUAAUCCCCAACCUGCUCUCAAAUAAGCAGAAUACCACAGCACCACUCAGCACUGGGGUCUAGAAUUCCCAUUUUCCUCGUUCCUCACAUCAGCUGUGCUCCUUGUGGCUUUGACUCUCCAGGGGGCUUUUGUAUCAGGUGUGUUCAAGUUGCCAGGUGCUGCCUGACAGGCACAUUUUGAGAGCAAAAGGUUUCAGUUAGGAAGCAAAAUCAGCUAGCUUUGCAAUAAGUGCCCCUUCAGAACUAUUUUUUGUUUGUUUGUUGCUGGAGUCACAUCAAAACAACAGGCUGAAAUUGGGUGUGCAGACAACAAAACCUCUUGUUGAUGACAACUUACCUCCAUCCACCACAGCUAAUAUCUGAUCCCUGCUGUGCCAGGCAGGCAGCUGGGCACAGCCUUUCCUUUCCAUCUGUUCCAUUGCAGGAAAAGUCUUCCUCUCUUCUUGCAAACCCAUUUGACGUUAUGUGUUUGGAGAGAUUCAUAUUUAAGAACCUAGCUAAGAAAUAACCACUGAGGAUAUGCAAACAUCCCUGUUCUCAGUGCCAUAAUUCAGAAGAAAUUAACUAAUUGGGUAGUGAGCUUAGAAAGGUAAGGCAUCAUACCCUCCAACUAAAGCAUUUGGAGUUGUGAUUUACUAUCUGCACUCACAAGAACUACUUGCUAGUGGUAAAACUAGCAUUGAUAUUCUGGGAAAUGUAUCCCCUUAAUGCCCUCUUUUAUGAGAUAAAUUGUUUCAUUCUUUAAUAGGGCAAUGCUUAAUGUCACCUGCAUUUUUAUUAGUAGUGGCUGGUGUUGCACAUGGAGAACGACAGCUGUUUAAUCACUUCUUAGCAUACAGAGAGAACCCCCUGUCAUUUUGAAACAAAAACUGAGGCUUCAGUUGAAAACCCAGGGAGAGAUGCUGAGACAAGCACCCUCCCACUCCUUCUUCCAAGAUCACCACUGCUCUGCUUGCUGACACAGGGUCUCUCACCAAAAAAAAAUGCAUAGAGAAAGCAGCAGCUGACUUGAAAUGCUGUAAGAGAAGUGAAAACUUCAGCAGCAAUGAGAAGAACCACUGAGCAGCAGGAGUCUGUCUGGAGAGAUGGGGACACUGGCAUCGCCCUGGCUGCUGUGGGGAGGAUGCCUUAGGUUGGAAGGGACCUUAAAACCCAUCCCAUUCCAAACCCAUGCUGUGGGCUGGUUGUCCCCAGCCAGCUCAGCUGCCCAGGGCCCCAACCAGCCCAGCCCUGAGCACCCCCAGCUCCUCUGGGCAAGGCACCCUGUGUCCCUGAUGGCAAUUCUCAUUUGCUCGCCUCAGAGAGAAGAGCCAAGGGCAGCUCCACAACGUGUUCCUGUGUCCCAGUGUGUGUCCCCUAAGUCCUACAGCAGCAGAAGAGCCCACAAGGGAUGCACACAUCCCCAGGAAAAGGCCUGACCAGAAACAACAUUUGACCAAGGAGAGGAGCACAAAGGGGUGAGAAGAUGGCAUGUGACAUACAAGCAGCAGACAGC